Messenger RNA from Fimicolochytrium jonesii, 1479 nucleotides. RefSeq lists its product as uncharacterized. Gene Ontology annotation, biological process: endoplasmic reticulum to Golgi vesicle-mediated transport; vesicle fusion with Golgi apparatus. NCBI's taxonomy places the organism in Eukaryota, Fungi, Chytridiomycota, Chytridiomycetes, Spizellomycetales, Powellomycetaceae. The transcript is spliced from 4 exons. Gene Ontology annotation, cellular component: trans-Golgi network; membrane. Bases 427 to 1263 code for a protein of 278 amino acids. The record is from RefSeq and is a predicted model, not a curated record.
CAAGCGCGUCAGGUUACUCACAAGCAGACUCACAAGCCAAAUGCGCAGAGUUGGCUCAAGGCGUGUUCUCAUGUUCCCCUGGGGCUCAUUUGCGCCGUCCUCCACCAAACAGUUCUUCGCCCUCUUCCCCAAGAGCAUAGAUCACAAACGUAUCCACACGGACUCAGACCACAUAGGCUUCUGCCACAUACUAUUCAUCCUCUUUACGCUUCCAUCGACUGUCUCUCCGCUCGGGAACGCUUGGGCAAGUUUUGGUCAUCCCAUCCACACGCGACGGGCAUCCAACACACGUCGAAAACAGCAUCCACCGCAGAGGGAAAUUCUCGACGCUACGUCAACCAAAAGCUUCACCAUUCUCAGCCAACUCAACCUCAUCAGUGUGUACAGCUCAACCACGGUAACAUAGUCAUUCGUCCACCCCCCGCAAUGCAACAAGGCAACGUCCUCUUCCAAACCAACGACAGCAGCGGCUACUACAACCCGCCAAGCACCAACCUCGAAUUCCAGCAGUUCUCCUACUCAGACAAAGCCGUCGGCGGGGCCUCCACAGCAGCAGUAGGCGACGCAUACGGGGGCGCAUCACACCAAUUCUCGGCAUAUCCAACAGGAGCGGUGGGUGGGGCUGCGGCGGCGAGUUCGUAUGGGGCGGGGGCUGGGGGGAAUUAUGCCGCGUAUCAGCAUACGGGCGAGGUGACGUGGGCGUCGAUACGGGCGGCGUUUACGACGGGCGGGUUUGCGGAUGAGCCGCCGUUAUUGGAAGAAAUCGAAGUGAAUUUCGAUCACAUCCAAAAGAAAGGCAUGGCGGUCCUGAAUCCGCUCGGUGCAGUCGACAAACACAUCAUGGACGACACAGAUCUAGCCGGCCCCGUGCUCUUCUGCCUCCUGUUCGCCGGGUCACUGCUACUCUCCGGCAAAGCUCAAUUCGGCUACGUCUACGGCGUCGCAAUGCUCGGCUGGGGCUGCAUCUACGUCAUCCUCAACCUCAUGAGCGAAUCCGGCAUCGACGGGUACAGGGUCGCCAGCGUGCUGGGAUACUGUCUGCUGCCGAUGGUGCUACUCAGUUCUUGUGCGACGCUUUUGAUGUUGAGCGGCCACGCGAUUGGCUUCAUAGGCUUCGUCUUCAGCUCCCUCUCCAUCGCAUGGUGCACCUACGCCGCGUCAACGAUGUUCACCGCGGUGUUGUCCAUGACCGAUCAGCGGCUACUCGUUGCGUAUCCGGUCGGGCUGCUUUACUCGGCUUUCGCUUUAUUAGCUGUGUUUUAGGAUGCGUACUGUUGUGGUGGGGCGUUGGGGAAUGGAACUCGAUAAUGUGCGCGGAUAGCGAAUUCCCAAUAGAAGGAUGGGAUUUGUGAAUAUGCGACAAUAUGGUAUUCUGCAACUCUCAGCGGUCGGCAUGGCCUUGUGAGAUUUCAAAUUUGACCUGUUCCGCUUCACUCGCCGUUAUUAGGGGAACCGUGUUAGUUUCUGCCAUUUCUUGUG